AUGGCUUCCUCUACAGCUUCCCCUCACUUUCUUCCUCUACCUUCCUCCAAAAUCUCUAGAACCACAAUUCCCACUUCAUUCCAUCUCUCCUCUUCCUCCUUAAACCCUAUCUCAAAGCUCUUCUCCAUAUCCACUUCGAUUAAUGUCUUUGAGGCCACGCCAUCGUCUCGAUUCGUCCCAAGAGUUGCCUUUUCAUUGGAUUUAGACUUGGAUGACGAUUUAUCAAUCGGUCGUGAUGAAGAACAGGAUCACCGUUUCUUCCCUCAACUUAAACUCUUUGUGGGUAAUUUGCCGUUUAAUGUUGAUAACGCAGCUCUUGCUCGAUUGUUUGAAGGUUCUGGAAGUGUCGAGAUGGCUGAGGUUGUAUAUGACAAAUUGAAUAGAAGAAGUAGGGGUUUUGGCUUUGUAAAGAUGUCAUCCAGUGAAGAAGCCGAAGCAGCUGCUAGGAAGUUCGAUGGCUAUGAGCUUGAUGGUAGGCAACUGAGGGUCAAUUACGGGCCACCUCCAAGGAAGAAGUCAGUCGUUAGAGAACCGAGAAUUGAUGGUCGUGGUGACAAUAUCUCCAACACGGUUUAUGUUGGAAACCUUUCAUGGAGUGUUGAUGAUCAGGCUCUUGAAACUUUAUUUUGGGAGCACGGAAAUGUAAUGAAAGCCAAGGUAUCUCACGAUGAAGAUAGUGGUAGAUCAAGGGGUUUCGGGUUCGUGACUUACAGUUCUGCUGAUGAGGCCUAUCAGGCGGUUGAAUCACUUGAUGGUGUUGAUCUUGAUGGCAGAAAUAUCCGAGUUAGUGUAGCCAAACCUCAACAAAGGCGUCAACUCUAAACGAUCUUUUUGUACCGCUACUGAAAACUUGUAGCAUUUUGUUGCUCGUAUCAACGUCGUGCUUCUUAGCGCAUUUGAAACACGGUCGAGUCAGUUGGCAUUUCCUGCUUUCACCAAUUCAACCAAUUCUUGAAAAACUGCAAGUACGUUUGGGGACUUUCGAUGCUGGACCCAUCAACUGUUUUAAGUUGAUUGGUUUCGUGAUAAUUCUUAUGAAAGGGUGUGCGUAGAUGUGAGGACUUCGAGGCAUAGGCCAUCUUGCGUGUACCAAGGGAAGGUGGGUGGGGCCUGGAGUCGAACAUCAGACCUUUGACUCACUCGUUAAUCCGCUAGGCUAAAGCCGGGGAGAUUAUGAACCGAUUGUUGUAAUAUUAUUUCUCCGUUCUUCAUUUUAGUCUCGAUUUUGUGAUUUUAACACUCUAAUAUGGAUAAAAAUCUAUCGUCUCAAACUCUGAUGUUUUAUUCCUUUCCACCAAUUGAAUUAAUACACAUAACAUGAUUUAAAUAAAUUUAAAAUAAAUAAGAAUUUGAUUUGUAUUAAUUUUAUUGGUGGGACAUGAAUGGAAUGGAAGAUUUUAAGACAGGUGCUUUUGAUUUUUAUCCACUGUCCAAAAGGCUCGUCGCAACAAUCACCGUGUCUCGAGACUUCCAUCUCACGUCAUGUUAAGCCUAUGGCAUGCUUUGGCCUAAUGCCCGGUUUUUCUAACACGAUAUUUGAUUUUUCUUGUCUUUUUAAUGUCUUAUUUGUUAGUGUUGUUAAGAGAAUAGGUCAAGUCUGACCUCUUCAAGCUGGGAUUUGAUUUUAUCUG
Molecule: messenger RNA, 1631 nt
Organism: Cynara cardunculus var. scolymus (artichoke)
Lineage: Eukaryota; Viridiplantae; Streptophyta; Magnoliopsida; Asterales; Asteraceae
Product: 29 kDa ribonucleoprotein A, chloroplastic-like
Exons: 4
Coding region: 1-822 (273 amino acids)
Cellular component (GO): cytosol
Molecular function (GO): mRNA binding
Source: RefSeq, a predicted model, not a curated record